AUGAAAUCAGCCGCCGGCGCCGCAGAUUGUGGGGGCAUAGCAAUAUCAUCAUCCAAUCCUCACAAGAGGACGAGGAGGGGGCACAAGGGUGUUCUGCAGCUUCACCAUCUGCCUCUUGAUACUUUAAGUGACAUUGUGUCAUUGUUAAGCUUCAAAGAGGCUGCGCGCAUGAGCGUACUGUCGAGCCAGUGGAGACAUCUCUGGAGAUCAUGUAUCAGAGACCUGGUCUUCACUAGGGAGACAAUGUGCUGCCCCAUGCCCAUGAGCCGAGAGGAACAAGAUCGAGAAGCUUUCAUCAGGAAUGUUGAGUGCGUAUUGUGCCAACUCGAUCCCACCAUUGCUAGGGACAAAUUCGUGCUCGAGUUCAAGCUCAUCAAUACAAAUGUGCAGACCCAUGUUGACAGAUGGGUCGCCUUUUGUGCAACAUCAAGAGUGAAGCACAUUGUCUUCGAUUUCAAACCAGGGUCAUGGGGCAAACACGACAAUUCGUUCAACUUCCCAAUACACCUUUUCAUCAAUGGCGCUCCUGCUGUCAGAUCUUUGUGCCUCAUGUCUGCCUACCUAAACCCAGUACCUGGUUUUUCUAGCUUCACAAACCUUAGAAAGCUCAUGCUCGACUCGGUGUCUGGAGAUAUCCAGUGCAUGUUGUUGCCAGCGUGCUCCAUGCUUGAGUGGCUUAGCAUCGUGCGUUGCACCCUCCACAGCUUGACUACUUCCCAACCGUUGCACCAGUUGCGAUACCUGUGUGUGCACUACUGCUUCAAUAUGCAGAAGCUUGAGGUGCAAGCUCCCAACCUUAAUACCUUCAUAUUUGGUAGCUUGGAGACCCACCCAGUGUCAUUUAUCAUUGAUGGAUGUCUAGAGAUACAGGAGGUGACUAUCAAGUUGCCAACAUGGAGGAGUGACCUUUUUGACUACGCCUUCGCGGAUCAUGGUAUGGCGAAUGUGCCCAAGCUCUCUGUGGAACUUGCAAUUGAUUCCAAGGUGCCUGGAUGUGCAAAAUGCCCUAGUAAGUUUGUCAACCUGAAGCAUCUUAUAUUGACCGUCGAUGUACUUGCAAAUGAUAAGUAUACAAGUGGCAUUCUUCGUUUGGCUUGUCUUUUGGAAUUAAGCCCAGUUUUGAAUCGUCUUGAACUGCAUAUCGUAUGCGUACUCAGAACAGGAGAAGUGUUGAAUCGGAUAGAGGAGUUGCCCCCGGCCCGUGAGCCACAUUAUCAUCUGAAGACAUUGCAGAUGACUGGAGUCUACGGCUACAACAACCUGUUUAUUCUGGCACUGCAUUAUGCUCGAACUGCCAUGGCGCUAGAGCACAUGGUCAUCGAUCCCGAGGCAAAGAAGAGCUAUGUUCUGACUCGUGAUGCGGUAGAAGAGGAUGCGGUCCAUUGGGGCCGACGGAUGGCCAAUGAACAUCUUCGGGGACGAGGGUUGGAUGGCAUCCUCACCAUCUUGUAA
Molecule: messenger RNA, 1452 nt
Organism: Triticum turgidum subsp. durum (durum wheat)
Lineage: Eukaryota; Viridiplantae; Streptophyta; Magnoliopsida; Poales; Poaceae
Source: the annotation of a GenBank genome assembly